Messenger RNA from Hippopotamus amphibius kiboko, 2584 nucleotides. RefSeq names its product vesicle associated membrane protein 7 (gene VAMP7). Lineage: Eukaryota; Metazoa; Chordata; Mammalia; Artiodactyla; Hippopotamidae. Gene Ontology annotation, molecular function: SNARE binding; SNAP receptor activity. The coding region runs from base 144 to 806 and encodes 220 amino acids. The record is from RefSeq and is a predicted model, not a curated record. The transcript is spliced from 8 exons. Gene Ontology annotation, cellular component: membrane; SNARE complex. Gene Ontology annotation, biological process: vesicle fusion; exocytosis.
GCGCGGGCGGGGCGCUUUUUGCGGAAGCUGGCGGCGUCCGGUCCGGUCUUCUCUGGGAGCGGGCAGCUGGCCACCCCGCGCUGACCCGCGCAGCUCUGUCCCGAUCCCCGAGUUCUCACACGGUGCCCGGACAGAUUGAAGCCAUGGCCAUUCUUUUUGCUGUUGUUGCCAGGGGAACCACUAUCCUUGCCAAACAUGCUUGGUGUGGAGGCAACUUCCUGGAGGUGACAGAGCAGAUUCUGGCUAAGAUACCUUCUGAAAAUAACAAGCUAACGUACUCACAUGGCAAUUAUUUGUUUCAUUACAUCUGCCAAGACAGGAUUGUAUAUCUUUGUAUCACUGAUGAUGAUUUUGAGCGUUCCCGAGCCUUUAAUUUUCUGAAUGAGAUAAAAAAGAGGUUCCAGACUACAUAUGGUUCAAGAGCACAAACAGCGCUCCCAUAUGCCAUGAAUAGUGAGUUCUCAAGUGUCUUGGCUGCACAGCUGAAGCAUCACUCCGAGAAUAAGGGCCUAGAUAAAGUGAUGGAGACUCAAGCCCAAGUGGAUGAACUUAAAGGAAUCAUGGUCAGAAACAUAGAUCUGGUAGCUCAGCGAGGCGAAAGAUUGGAAUUAUUGAUAGAUAAAACAGAAAAUCUCGUGGACUCGUCUGUCACCUUCAAAACAACCAGCAGAAAUCUUGCCCGAGCCAUGUGUAUGAAGAAUCUCAAGCUCACUGUCAUCAUCAUCAUCAUAUCAGUCGUAUUCAUCUAUAUUAUUGUGUCACCUCUCUGUGGUGGAUUUACAUGGCCAAGUUGUGUGAAGAAAUAAAGUUAUCAUUAACCAAGGAUAUGAGAGAACAAGGAGUUAAAAGCAAUCCGUGUGAUUCAAGCCUUUUAAUACUGACAGAUGGUGUCUGCCAGUCUCUUCAAAGCUCUUCUUUCUCUUUUUUUUAAUACUGUUCUAUGCCUCCAGAUUUAUCUUUGUCCUAUCAACCAGUUUAUUCCAGUGCACUUCAGACUGAGCCAUUUAUUGCAGCAGUAGCCUUAAAAAGGCAUUUUGUUUCUUUGGUUUGUUAACUAGUGUCAUCUACUUACAGAAACAGUUUUGUUUAUAAUUGCACAAAGCUAUCACCAAGGUAGAAACCACCUGUCUUAUGGAUGACCUUUGUGGACACAAAAGUUCAAGAGACAUAUAGUAUUGCUAACAUCUCAUCUUAACGUCAUUUGAUUUUGAAGGGUUUUAGGUGCUUGAAAAUCAUAUACAAGAAGAAUUUUUGUUAUUUGGGGAAUUGUAAUUAAAUUGUUGGUGUUUCUAGGAGCCUGAGCGGGUAAAGUAUUAAACAUUUGAUCUCAGUCAGAUGAGGAAUGUUUUGCUAGCCUAUUAGAAGCACAUAGAAGUAUUCUUGUCUGCCUAUUAUUAACUUUUAUGAAGAAAGUUUUGAUCAUUCACAAACCUCGCAGAGCUUCGUAUCCUCUGAUUCCCCAUUGCGGUUGAUUUGAGAAGACCAUGGUUUAAAUAUUGUUGAAGGUUGUAGUUUUUUUAUGUAUUCCUUUUUCUUUGGUGCAUAUUUAGGGCGAUUGUAUACAUAAUAGAAUGGGUAGUGGAGGGGGUGGGGAGGCACAUUCCUCUGGCUCACCAAAGAAGAAGAGAACCACCAUGGAUAUGCUAGCAUUUCAGCGGUAUGAACGGAGGCAGUGUGGGGAAGUUUUUCCAGCCUGGGAAAAGCCCAAACUGAAUAUAGUCAACAGUCAACUCCAGGGUUUGGGUUUGACUGGUGCUGAAUAAUAGUUUAAGCAUCCUUUGUGGUUUAGUAAGUUCUUUAAUCCGCCUAGCUUUGAAGAAUUCUUUAGUGAAACUUGAGAGUAGACAGUAUGAUGUAUAGAAACCAUACAAGACAUUUUAGCUAACGUCCAUGUAACUGCAGUGUGAAAAAAACGGGAAUGUCAUCAUACUGCUUUGGCUACUCUGGCAUCUGUUAGCUAGUGUGUACUUUGGGUGUGUAUCUGAAAGGACAACAUUUGCUGCCCUAGAUCUGAUUGCAUUUAUUUAUCAAUAAAUGCCAGUAAAUGGAAGUUACAUUUGACUCUUUUCCCAAUGAAAGAACAAAUUGGUCUGUGAAACCUCGCCACCUGUUUAGCCUGGUCAUGUGCCUUGAAUAGAUAUGUGUCACAUACUCUGGCACCUGCUACCUGUUCUUCCUUCUAAGCCUUUCAAUUCAUGCUGAUUCAUUUAUUUGACAUAUAUUUUUAACCCACUGGAAUUCUUUUCCUGGUGAUCAUAUAUAGUGCAAAUGUUUUUUCAGUCCUCUUUAUCAACACUAAUGCCUUUUAAUUACAUCAGCAUUUCCUGUUGGAAAACACAUUUGUUCCAUGAAAACAUUCGGCAUUCCUUAAUAAUAAAUUCCAAAUGUCUUUAAUCCAAAGAAAAAGACUUAAAGCUUAUUUCCCUUUCUUAUACACACCUGAAUAAAAAUGAUGUGCAUGUUUUAGGGGUAAAUUACUUAACCAUCCCUUGGUCUAUUUAUGUAUAAGAAUGCUUUUUAAAGCACAUAUCUUGUUUUAAAUGAUGCACAAACUGAAGGCAUUAAUAAAAUUUAAGAGUAAUAC